Molecule: messenger RNA, 408 nt
Organism: Aedes aegypti (yellow fever mosquito)
Lineage: Eukaryota; Metazoa; Arthropoda; Insecta; Diptera; Culicidae
Product: zinc finger protein 888-like
Exons: 2
Coding region: 1-408 (135 amino acids)
Biological process (GO): regulation of transcription by RNA polymerase II
Cellular component (GO): nucleus
Molecular function (GO): DNA-binding transcription factor activity, RNA polymerase II-specific; RNA polymerase II transcription regulatory region sequence-specific DNA binding
Source: RefSeq, a predicted model, not a curated record
AUGGACCCUUUAAACUUGGCGCCAACUCUGCCAAACGCACCAGGAGCCAGGCCGGUUCCAUCAAAGGCUCCAAACUGGGUGUGCAACGUUUGCAAGAAACGUUUCCCAUCGAAGAGCAAACUAACAGCCCACAAUGGAGUCACACCCCGAAACCGAUUGAUAAAUACACUUGUGGACAAGUGCGAUCGAGUGUUCAGAACGGCUGCGAAUCUAGCCAAACACAAGCAGUUUCACGGAGGGGAGAAGUUUUCCUGUGAUCACUGUCGCAAGGUUUAUGCCACGAGCAGCAUGCUGAAGACGCACAAGCUUAGCCAUAGCAAUGACCGGCCGCACAGGUGCACGAUCUGCGACCAAGACGUUCAAACGGAAUCAGGAUUUGAAAGGCGUUACGUUUCGAACUUAGUCUGA